AUUUGACAAAGACUUGGCAGAUCAUUGGAUGCCUGUGGAUCUGUACAUUGGAGGAAAGGAACAUGCAGUGAUGCAUUUGUACUACGCCAGGUUCAUUAAUCAUUUUUGCCAUGAUCAGAAGAUGACUAAGCAUAGGCCUGAGCCUUCUAUGAUGUACACUCCAGACUGAACUUGAAACCAGGGCAGCUUAGGAAGGGAAGAAGGCCGGCUGCUCCGGGCAUCAAGAGAGAUAUAUGGUCCUUGGAGGAAUAUUGGAGCCUGUGAACAUUUGGGAACCGGUCAGAGACUUUGCUUGACUUGACCUGCUCUUGGGUGGAGGAAGAUGCUGUAGAAGAGCGGCCCUGUGCUCCUGGGGAGGGGGAACAGGGGAGGUGGAAGGACCUUUCUGCCUUGAGACCCACGGACAUUGGGACUUUUCUGCUUGAGAGAGCCCCCUCCCCAUGUCCAGCGGUCCCUGUGGGUUCCUCAUCGUUUGAGAAACAGACCAGAUUGUAACCUCUUCUCCAUCUUCCCUCUCCACGGCGCUACUCUUUUGUCUCAUGUGGAUUUGAAAGCAUCUCGAGGACGGGAGGCCUCCUUGACCUCCAGGCGAAGCCAUGGCGAAGCCGGUGCGUUUGCUGGUGCCCUUGGCGCUGCUGGUGGCCUCGAUGCUGAGCCCAGGCGCAGGCGGAGCGGCCUUGGAGUUCAGCGGCACGACAGGGCAGUGGGCACGCUAUGCGCGGUGGGACGCCAGCUCCUUGGGGGAGCUGAGCUUCAGCCUCAAGACCAACGUCUCCCGGGCGCUGGUGCUCUACCUGGACGACGGCGGGAACUGCGACUUCUUGGAGUUGCUGAUCCUGGAGGGGCGCUUCCGCCUGCGCUUCACCAUCUCCUGCGCAGAGCCGGCCAGCCUGCACCUGGAGACGCCCGUCAACGACGACCGCUGGCACAUGCUGCUCUUGACGCGCAACUACCGAGAGACCAUGCUGGUGGUGGACGGCGAGGCCCGGGUCGCCGAGGUGAAGUCCAAGCGGCGCGACAUGACGGUGGAAAGCGACCUCUUCGUGGGCGGCAUCCCGCCCGACGUCCGCCUCUCGGCCCUCACGCUCAGCACCGUCAAGUACGAGAUGCCUUUCCGCGGCAUCGUGGCCAAUCUGAAAGUGGGAGACAUGCCGCCAGCGCUCUUGGGCAGCCAGGGCAUCCGCAGCGACAUGGAGUACCUGUGCACCAAACAAAAUCCUUGUGUCAAUGGUGGGAUCUGCACCGUCAUCAACAGCGAGGUGCAAUGUGAUUGCAGCCUUACCGGCUUCCAGGGGAAGUUUUGCAGUGAAGGUCCGGCUCACCUGACGCUAAACAGCCAAGGAGGGUCCCUACUCUACUCGGAAGGUGGGACAGGGAGAGGAACCAGCGAGGUGCACCAGACGUCGAAAGGCAAAACAAAAGCCUAACAGCACAGCAAGAACUUCAGAGAGGCAAGAAUCCAAAAGGACCUUUAUGAUUGACACAGGAAUGUUGAAACAGCGAGCUUUAGGCAGUAAGAGCACCUAAAGCUCCGGAGAGCUUCUGUUCAACCAUUUCAAGUUUGAGCAGUGAUGGCAUGAUCGUCAGCAUAGAAGGAAAUCUCUGUCCCUUCUGGCAGUGGUUGAUCAUUUGUAUAAAUGUUAAACAUGGAUUGCUAGAUUAUCAUUCAUAAAUCAACACUAUGAGACCAUUUCCUCCACUUAACUUCAGUGUUUGUGUGCAUAGGUGAUAUUGUGUUUGUACGUUCGUGAAACAAUGUCCUUUUUCACCAGCCCUUGGCUUUCAAGAAGCGCACACUUUCUCUCUUUCUCUCACAUUCACAACCCAGCCGUGUGAAGCGUGAAAAAUCCCAGCCUUAAUAUUUAAUUACAACGCGAGCAAUUAAUACAUUCUGUCCAGGGAGGGUGAGGGGAGACUCAAAGGGAUCGUUAACAUUAAUGAUGCAUUCAGAACAAAUAAGAUGCCAUUAAUAUACGGAGGCCCAUGGAUGUACUGAAGGGAAAAAAGAGUAAGAAAAGGGCAGCUUGUACUCUCAAUUUUAAAAUGUGUGCAUGUAUCCACAGGCUGGGCAAAUACCUCAAGUAAGAUUCCCAAGUCAGGCCAGAGUAUGGCCCAACUUCAUUCCCCAACUGGCCAAAAAUGUCCAUAAAUCAGGUCAAUCAAACUUGCAAUGUGAUCAUCUCUCUUCUUGGGCUGAACAUACCAAUUGUCUUUAUCAUGGGAUCAGACACGGGUCGAAUGAAAAGUAAUGCCUCCACCUUCGUUACUUGGGUUAGGAUGGGAAUAUUUUAAUAAAUCAAAUGCAGAAAUAAUCCUUUAAUUACCACUAUUCACUUUUCCACAUCAUCACCAGACAAUUGGAAACAUUUCUGCCAACAAUGAAUAUGUUUUCUGAAGCCGUCACGGAAGAAGUCGACACUCUGUUUCUGCAACCGGCAUCUCACAGGACCCAUCGUGCACAGAUCUUCCGAUAGCCAAGCAAAGCAAUAAUGUGACCCACACGUUCUUGUGAAAUGCCGAUUAUGCUUGAAAUUUCUCAACAACGAUCAUCCUGAAUCAAUCUGUCGACCUUUUGCUUGUGAAACUUGGUGGUUGCUGUCACAGGACGUCCAACUCUGCCACGGAAGGCAGAUGUUCUCACCUCAACAUCUUUAAACUUAUUCGCCCAAUGACUGCUUUUGACACAAUAAAUAAAUAAACUGCAAUUGCGGAGAGGUGUUUGAGAGAUCUUCCCCCUUCCCAACUUGGAUGCUUUUGGAUGCAAAAACACCUUCAAAUCUGUAUAGAUGAAGGGAAGCGAGUCUCUUCCAGACUGCAAAAUAUCCUGAGCCAACCCCCUAGGGCUUUAGGCUGGCGGGGAGAUAUCGUUUUGUUCUUUAUCGGUAUAGGUCUUAAUUCUGUUUUCAAUCUGUGUUGUAUGUUUUAAUUGGAUUUGGUUUUGUUUGAUUUGACCAAAUCAACAAAUCAAGUUUUUCUUUCCUUUCAGUUCUGGCUUGCCUUUGGGGGCUGAGGGACAAGCUGAAGCCUUUCUGAUUAAGGAGGCUUUCAAGGCCCCUUGUUGAGGUCAGCGGGUUGCUAAACCAGUGCUAAUGAUGCUUUUAUAGGCGGCUGAAGUGGGUUAGCCAGGCAACACUCAACCUCAACAAGGAGAGGGCGGGAGGUGUAAAAGCCAUUGUAAAACGCCACAAAAUAUGCAUGCACACACAUGCACCACUUGACUUCAUUCCGACAUUGCAGGCAAGACCAUGCACCGCAUCUACGAGGGUUGAAUGAAAAGUAAUGCCUCCACCUUCGUAAUUCCUCAACAGAUAACAGUCCUGGAAUGUGGCAGGUACUGGCUUGUUCAGUAGACUCUCCUCUACAGUUCCAUUUGGUCGGAAGCCUCAGCAUUGACUGGUUGUGUUGUUAAAGUGCGAAGUAUGGAACCUUGCGCAGAUGGUCGGUCAAUGUGACUUAAGCAACAUGCAGUCACUGAAUUCUUGACAGCAGAAGGUGUCACUCCAAAGGAGAUUCAUCAGAAAUUCAAGCUGUUUGGGGUAAUUGUGUUGAUGUGAGUCCUGUGCGUCAUUGGGCGAGUAAGUUUAAGGAUGUUGAGGUGGGAACAUUGUUACCAGGUGAGUGUGCAGCGGAAUCAGCAGAGUCCAGUUAACACCAUGUGCAAAAGACUCAGACCAGGCAGAGGAAUUGAAAGAACAAAAGGAAAAACUUUACUUGUUGAGUUGAAGUCAAAUAAACAGUUCAGCAAUCAUACAAUGUCCAUGUAGUUGCAUAAGAUCAAUAACCAAUCAAUCAGCAUUCAAUAUAUAUACAGCAUAGCAUAUUUAAAUCAGCUACUUGACCGUAGCCAGAGAGCCUGUCUAUUUUCUGUGCUCUCCCACCAAGCUCAAAUUCCAACUGACAAACCAACUGACAAACCAAGCCAUCUGCCAUCAAACCGAUACAUUGUUUUAGGCGUGGCUUUGCCUCUGCAAAGCUGAGCUCUUUUGCAGAGAUUUCCUGCAAACAUCUUUUGCAAGGAUUUCUUUACACACACACAUAGCAAUUUGGGGCAAUAAAUAUCUGACUUGCAUGACAAACAAAGAGUUGGAUGUCCUGUGACAGCAACCAUAGAGUUUCACAAGCAAAAGUUGACAGAUUGAUUCAGGAUGAUCGUCAUAUCACUUAGAGAGAAAUUUCAAGCAUAAUGGGCAUUUCACAAGAACGUGUGGGUCACAUUAUUUCUUUUUCUUGGCUAUUGGAAGAUCUGUGCACAAUGGGGACUGUGGGACGCUGGUUGCGGAAACAGAGUGUCAACUUCUUCUGUGACGACUUCAGAAAACGUGUUCAUCGUUGGCAGAAAUAUAUCCAAUUGUCUGGUCAUGAUAUGGAAAAGUGAAUAGUGGUAGUUAAAGAGCACAUUCUAAGGAUUAUUUCUGUGUUUCAUUUAUUAAAAUACUAGCUGUGCCCAGCUACGCAUUGCUGUGGCUAAGUUUGGUGGUAUGGAAAAUAAGGUUGUGAGGAAUUGGUGGUAGUUAGUAUAUGUGCUGUCCUAAAGCAUGUAAAUUUACAAUAUUUCUUGUUAUUCCUUGUUUUGUCUGCUGGGGGCAAGUAGGAAUGCUGCAAUUAGGCAAAAUGAUUUGAAUGUAAUGACCUUUAAGCUUCAAAGCCUGGCUGCUUCCUCCCUGGGGGAAUCUUUUGUUGGGAGGUAUUAGCUGGCCCUGAUUGUUUUAUGCCUGAAAUUUUCCUGUUGUCAGAGUGUCGUUCACACUGAACACAGUUCAAAGCAUCCCCAUUACCCUUUACUGUAAGCCCUCCCCCCGUUGUUAUUAUUAUUAGAGAGGCUCGCGUGCUGCGUCCUGCGCCACGCAUGCGCAUAUGGCCUUUUGGUGUUUUUUGUCUCUUUUAGGCGAUGUAUGUGAGUAAUAGUUUUGAUCGUGUUGUCGGAACCUAGCCACAAGAACCGUGGGUUGUGUUGCCAAGUUUCGUGUUUCUGGGUGGUUUAGUUUCGUUGUCUACUUUUAGGUAAAAAUUCCAUUACAUUUUUAUAUUUAUAGAAGAUUCCCAUCCAAACCCAAGUAACGAAGGUGGAGGCAUUACUUUUCAUUCAACCCUCGCAGAUCCUCAUACGUCUUUUGUGUCAGAACCCUGCUACUAGAGCCUGGAUGUGGCUCUGAGUUUCAGGGUCACUGACAUUGAUAAGACACCUGCGGCUCAGGACUUGGAGAAGAAACGGCUGCUGGACUUGGCGGGGAAUUUGCGCGGGGUUUUACUGAGCGGGAAGAGACUGUUCAAAUGAGGGGGAGGGUAUAUAAAGGAGGGUUGGCCGUAGUAUCCCAUUCUUGGCUUUUCUGAUGUUCAUGUUUCCUACAGUAAAAGUUCCUGGUGAUACCACA
Molecule: messenger RNA, 5372 nt
Organism: Anolis carolinensis (green anole)
Lineage: Eukaryota; Metazoa; Chordata; Lepidosauria; Squamata; Anolidae
Product: neurexin-2-like
Exons: 5
Coding region: 597-1427 (276 amino acids)
Source: RefSeq, a predicted model, not a curated record